CCGAGAAAUUCAAAUCAUCUUCUAUAUGAUGACGCCAAGUGACCAAGGCCGGCGGCGCGCUUGUAGAUGGAUGCUUCGCAGCCUAGACUUCGGAAUACAUAUACGAAAGCAGAAGAAAUUGGCCAAUCACUGCUGUAUCUUGUGUAUAGUAAACACAUAUGAAUGAUACGCAAUGGUGCAACCUGGUCUAGGAUUGCGUGCUAGGUAUUGCGUGAUUGAAGCCCCGCGAUAGGUAGACUGUAGAGGGGAAGAUCGGGAGAAAGGAAAAGGUUACAAUGACUUUAACCUAAUCUCGAUUCCCUCUUACGGCCUAAGACGGUGGGAAAGACUUGUAUAUCAUAAAGGUGAUAUUUAACCACAUCGAAUGAAUUUAUACCCUAUCUCUUAUUAAUCAGUCACUCUCCUACAUCCUCCAACUCGGGCACCCUGACAUAUCCUCCCUCACCCUUAGACAUAUCGGGAUAGACCAGAGAACUGCUACCUAGUCAUGGCUCCCGCCGUAGAUAUUGAGACACCGGCUGAUGUCAUUCAGAGCCUAAAGGCCAAGGCUAAGCAAGUUGAUCGCUCGAUCUUUCCAGAUGGACUAAAGACAACAGGUCAACAUCCGCCUCUGUAUGAUAAGCUCUACCCAUACAGCGCUUUUCCUAAGCACAUCGAGGGACCUACGGAAUGGAAGGCGGAGGACUACGCCAACAACCCGGAGAGAUGGGUUCACCAAUUCUCCCAAGAUGAACUCGAUGAGAUAUCCAAGGCCGCGGAUAGCUUCAUCCAAUUAGGUCUACCCUUAACUGGAAUAUCGAAAGAAAACUUCCGGCUCCCAGGUUUAGAACCAUCGCUAGAGACUAUGCGUCGAGAGCUACUAAACGGAAAGGGAUUCAUCCUAUACAAAGGCUUCCCCGUCGGCGAAUGGGGCAUCCCCAAAUCGGCUGUCGCCUACAUGGGCCUGGGCGUCUACAUCGGCUACCCGGUAUCGCAAAACGGCCACGGCCACAUCCUAGGCCACGUCAAGGACCUCGGCGAGGACAGCACGCAGAUCGACAAAGUGCGAAUAUACCGGACCAACGCGCGGCAAUUCUUCCACGCCGACGACUGCGACAUCGUAGGCCUGCUCUGCCUGUCGAAAGCCGAGUUUGGCGGCGAGUCGGACGUAGCCUCCAUCCACAACGUCUGGAACAUCCUGCAAGCAGAGCGUCCGGACGUCGCCGAGCUGCUCACCCAGCCGAUCUGGUACUUCGACCGCAAGGGCGAGGUCUCGGAGGGCGAGGAGCCGUAUAUCCGGACGUCCGUGUUCUACCUCGAGACGCCGGACCCGGCUCACCCCGAGCGCGAGCAGCGCGUCUACUGCAAGUGGGAUCCGUACUACGUGCGCAGCCUAACGCGGUUCUCGGACAAGGGCAUCAUCCCGCCGCUGUCGCCCGCGCAGCAGGAAGCCACGCGGGUUCUCGAAGAGACCUGCGAAAGGGUGAAGCUGCACAUGGUACUGGACAUCGGCGACAUCCAGUUCGUGGCCAACUCGCACACGCUACACGCCAGAACGGCGUACCGCGACUUCGGGCCGGAUAGCGGUAAGCCGAGACGGCAUCUGUUGAGGCUGUGGUUGGCUGUGCCGCAGGACGAAGGGGGGUGGAGGUUGCCGUUUUGGGACUCGGAUGAGAAGAAGCGCGGUGGGAUUCAAGUUAAUGAUAACGCUCCGGUUGCGAGGCUGGAGGCUGAUUAAGGGGUGGAUGGAUGUAUAGAAUAUGAUGUCUUGUUCGCAAUAGCGUAGGUACCUAACCUACCUAGACUCGGCUUGGAGCAACCUAUAGUAUAAUGAGAGAUGAGGUUGACGAUUAACAUAGAGAUUAGCCAGGCCUAUUUGGUUUUAAUAGCAUGGGAAUAACAUAGGCACUUGACACUGUCGUUUGAACAUAGACAGUAAACUUGCACUCCUAAGCCCAUAAGUUCAAGUGCUGUGAUUAUGGGUUUGAUUUUGAUUUUAGUUCUUUUACUCAGUAGUUGAAGCUGGGGAAGCGGACUUAGCCAACUACCAACCCAACGCUCCCGUGGCGAUCCGGAACUGUCAUUCCACCCAUGUACAUAGGAAUGGUCACUGGGGCUGAUGUCUCUUAUGUAGAGAUAAUACGUAGCGCUACACCGUAAAGGGCAAUCUAGGAGGAACGCUCAGACGCGCGGAAGAUAGCCGGUUCGUCGGGAUGGAAGUGCCUAGGCGCUUUGGAGGUUAGUUGGUGUGCCCAACUCGCUAACCUACGCAUUUAUGUAUGUAUGGUGUUUGGAGAUAAAUAAGCGAGGGUGAAGAUACAUAGUUCGUUCGUGGGAGAAUUGGUGGCUUGGUUUAUGGCGAUGGGUAAGGUAUCGUGUAAAGUUUAAGCGUC
This is a messenger RNA of Daldinia vernicosa, 2372 nucleotides long. Its product is annotated as Clavaminate synthase-like protein. The transcript has 2 exons. Gene Ontology annotation, molecular function: oxidoreductase activity. The coding region runs from base 488 to 1717 and encodes 409 amino acids. The record is from RefSeq and is a predicted model, not a curated record. Lineage: Eukaryota; Fungi; Ascomycota; Sordariomycetes; Xylariales; Hypoxylaceae.